AUGAAGGUGACGACAACUCCAGCGCAGGAGUUGGCGCUCUCGAAUUGCGCCUAUUGCUCUGCUGCAGAAAUUGCCAAAUUCUUGCUACCGGGGAGAGACUAUGGCUGGGCACUCAUUGGCUCAAACAUGGUUCUCAAUGUGAAAGCUCAUGAAAGCAUACAAGAAGGCCAGAUUGCGCUCAACGCAAUCCAACGACGGAAUGCAAAAGUUUCAUCCGGGGAUGAAAUUUCUGUAGCCAAAUUUCUCGCCCCAGACAAGGGCUUUAAGCUCGUCGUGGUAAAUCUUGAGCUAGAGUUUGUGAAGGCGAAGGGUAAAAGUGAACAGCUUGAUGCUCAGACUCUGGGACAAGAGCUUCAACGACGGUUUGUCUCACAGGUCUUCACUGUCGGCCAGAAAGCAACGUUCGAAUACUGUGGUAUCAAUUACGUUUUUAAUGUCUCACAUACAUUGGUGGAGGGGCAAAAAGAAAACGACACCAACGUAAUACGUGGAAUGCUUUGCCCUGAGACAGCGUUUCUGUUUGAGACAAAUCCUGGCUCAGGAAUCAAGAUUGUCAACCAACGUGGUGGAACAACUAGUAAUAUCUUCAAACAAAAAGAUCUGAAUUUUCAGAAGCUGGGGAUUGGUGGUUUGGACUUACAAUUCCAGGACAUCUUUCGUCGAGCUUUUGCAUCUAGGGUUUUUCCACCUCAUGUAGUCAGCAGGUUGGGAAUCUCUCAUGUAAAGGGAUUGCUGCUUUUUGGCCCUCCUGGUACUGGGAAGACAUUGAUUGCUCGGCAGAUCGGGAAAAUGUUAAAUGGGCGUGAGCCAAAGGUUGUCAAUGGACCUGAAGUUCUCAGCAAGUUUGUUGGAGAGACAGAGAAAAACAUUCGGGACCUUUUUUCUGACGCUGAAAACGACCAAAGAAUGCAUGGUGACCAUAGCGAGCUUCAUAUUAUUAUAUUUGAUGAACUUGAUGCAAUAUGCAAGGCAAGGGGUACGACCAGAGACAGUACAGGGGUCCAUGACGGGAUUGUCAAUCAGCUGCUUACAAAGAUUGAUGGCGUCGAUUCACUCAACAAUAUACUCCUCAUUGGAAUGACCAACCGGAAAGAUUUGCUGGAUGAAGCAUUGCUAAGACCAGGGCGUCUUGAGGUGCAAAUAGAAAUCGGGCUGCCUGACGAGAAAGGGAGACUUCAGAUUCUUCGAAUCCAUUCAACUCAGAUGAAAGAAAACUCAUUUUUGGCUUCUGAUGUGAACCUGGAGGAGCUUGCUGCACGAACAAAGAAUUUUAGUGGUGCGGAACUAGAAGGUCUGGUUAAAAGUGCAGUAUCAUUUGGUCUGAAUCGACAAGUCAAUGUGGAAGACUUAUCACAAUCAAUUGAUGAAGAAAAUAUCAAAGUGACAAUGAACGAUUUUCUUCAGGCACUACAUGAAGUCAAACCUGCUUUUGGCGCCGCUAUAAACACUUUAGAGAUGUACAGGACAAACGGCAUGCUGAAUUGUGGAGAUAGACACAGACAUAUAAGGGAGACUGCGAUGACGCUUGUAGAACAGGUGAAGAGUAGUGAGCGCACAUCAUUGCUUACUUUCCUUCUUGAAGGACCUAGUGGAAGUGGCAAGACGGCUCUCGCGUCAACAGUUGCAAUUGACAGUGAUUUUCCAUACAUGAAGAUUGUUACAUCUGAAAACAUGGUUGGACUGACGGAGGCCACCAAGUGUGGAUUGAUCACUAAGGUUUUUGAAGAUGCUUAUAAGUCACCAUUGAGCAUUAUUAUUUUAGACGAAAUUGAAAGGUUGCUUGAAUAUGUGAAUAUUGGCCCACGUUUCUCCAACGUCAUACUUCAAACACUAUUUGUUCUCAUAAAAAAGUUACCGCCCAAGGGUAAGAAGUUGAUGGUUAUUGGAACUUCAAGUAUGGUUCAUGUACUUCAGUCUAUGGAUCUUGUGGGUGCAUUCAAUGUGACUUUAAAUGCUCCAAACCUCGAACCCAAUGACGUGAAAAAGGUCUUGCAAGAAAUUCGUGUGUUCGCUCCUCAAGACAUUGAUACAGCCGUGCGAGCUUUAGACCAAGAGAUACCGAUCAAACGAUUAUUGAUGCUGGUAGAAAUGGCUGCACAAGGGAAAGGGGGUGAAGGAGCUGCGGAUGUUUAUGCUGGUAAAAAGAAGAUUGACAUUAACCACUUCUUUGAGUGCCUUCAUGACCUUGCAUGA
Molecule: messenger RNA, 2193 nt
Organism: Selaginella moellendorffii
Lineage: Eukaryota; Viridiplantae; Streptophyta; Lycopodiopsida; Selaginellales; Selaginellaceae
Product: vesicle-fusing ATPase
Exons: 21
Coding region: 1-2193 (730 amino acids)
Biological process (GO): SNARE complex disassembly; Golgi to plasma membrane protein transport; intra-Golgi vesicle-mediated transport
Cellular component (GO): Golgi stack
Molecular function (GO): ATP binding; ATP hydrolysis activity
Source: RefSeq, a predicted model, not a curated record